This is a messenger RNA of Cervus elaphus (red deer), 729 nucleotides long. Its product is annotated as keratin-associated protein 9-8-like. Lineage: Eukaryota; Metazoa; Chordata; Mammalia; Artiodactyla; Cervidae. The transcript has a single exon. The record is from RefSeq and is a predicted model, not a curated record.
AUUAAAGAGGAGCCCACUCUCCACCACCAACACCAUGACCCACUCUUGCUGCUCUCCAUUCCAUCAGCCUAUCUGCUGUAGGACCACCUGCUGCCAACCUACUUGUGUGACCCCCUGCUGUCAGCCCACUGGCUGUGGCUCCAGCCAGCCUUGCUGCUGUCCUGUCUGCUGCCAAACUGCCUGCUGCCAGCCCACAGGUUGCAGCAGACCCUGUCAGCCCACCUGCUGUGAGACCAUCUGCUGCCAGCCCUCCUGCCCCCCAACUUGCUAUCAAACUAGUGAAACCACCUGCUGUAGGACCAUCUGCCACAAGCCUGCUUGUGUGACCACCUGCUGUCAGCCCACCUGCUGUGGCUCCAGCAGCUGUGGACAAACCUUCAGUGGGUCCAGCUGCGGCCAGUCUUGCUGCCAGCUGGUAUGAUGUGCACCUGUAUACUGCCACAGAAUCUGCUACCACCCCACGAGCUGCUGCCUGCCUGGGUGCCAAGACCAGAGCUGUGGAUCCAGCUGCUGCCAGCCUUGCUGCCACCCCAUCUGCUGUCAGACCACCUGCUGUAGGACCACCUGCUGCUGCCCCAGCUGUGUGUCCACCUGCUGCCCUUCCUCCUGCUGAUCCUCCCAUCAUGGAAGCGUGUGAGACACAUCAAUCUCCUGAGAGCUAACCUAUGAGUUCUCCAAUUACUGCCACAGGCUCCACUGCCAGGCUUCACUAGCAUCCAGCGUGCAGCC